AUGCCACAGAGCAAGCAACAGCAGCCGGUGAUCACCACCAUAACGAUCAUUGCAACAAUCGUUAUCAUGGCUGCACGGCGGCCGUUAGUCAGCGACGCGCGGAUCGUCAACAUCACCAACAGGGUCGGCGGCAUGAAGGCACUGUUAGUCCACUGUGCAUCCGCCGACGACGACCUCGGAGCCCGCGCCGUGAACUCCGGCGAGGUCUACAGCUGGCAUUUCGAGGACAACUGGCAGGUCCUGAGGAACGCGCUUUUCUGGUGCAACCUCGCGUUGGAAGACGAGCGUGUCUCUUUUCAGGCGUACGUUGAGCGAGCAGGCCGUGGUGGGUACGCUGUCCUGGGAUACGACGUCAACGAAACUGGGGUGUUUGGCCCUGACAUGAACGACAUGUCGAGGACUGAAACACAAACAUCCAUCCCCUAA
Linum tenue is the source of this 426-nucleotide messenger RNA. The record is from the annotation of a GenBank genome assembly. NCBI's taxonomy places the organism in Eukaryota, Viridiplantae, Streptophyta, Magnoliopsida, Malpighiales, Linaceae.